Messenger RNA from Dermacentor albipictus, 1369 nucleotides. RefSeq lists its product as uncharacterized. The record is from RefSeq and is a predicted model, not a curated record. Lineage: Eukaryota; Metazoa; Arthropoda; Arachnida; Ixodida; Ixodidae.
GGGCGCCAAGAUGUAUUACUACGGGAUCGCAGCGGCCGCUCUGCUGUCGCUCUUUUUGGUACUCAUCGCGUACGUCGCCGUCAAUACUUUCGCAGCAUCCGCCGGGGCCCAAGACAGGAAUGGCGACUCCACCACGUCGCCGCUGUUCGUGUACGGAAAAGACCCCCCCAAGACCAAGCAUAGACAUGAGACGACGACCACAACGACAACGACGACAACGACGCGCCCCCCUUCCAUCGGCUACGGCUACACGGUGUGCACCAUCGGACGCAGCGGCCUCAGCGUGACCAUGUUUCCCGUGAAGGAGGGGCUGUGCGACUUCAUCAUCUUCACGCACGUCCACCCCAGCAGGGGUGCGCUCGUCUCGGCCUCGGGGAACGUGUCUUUCGAGGCCUUCCUAGAGGUCUCGGCGGACCAGGCGCGUGACAGGCGUACGUUGUUCGGCCUCAGCCACUCGCCGCACGCGCUCAGCUCCGACCUCGCCCAGAGCGGAGGCGGCGACGAGGCGGCCAAGGAGUUCCUGUCGGCCGCCGAACAACUCUACGGCGAUGCGGGUCUCUCCGCCAUCGGCGUCAUGGGCCUCGUUCGAAAAGUGAUGGACUUCACGCAUGAGCCGAAGCUGGUCGCCUGGUUCCAGGCCCUUUCUGUAUUUGCAUCACGGAUUACCAACGGAACAGUUUUCCUUGGGCUCAGGCUGAAGGACAAAGGAAAAGACCUCGCUUCAAAAGACAAGCUGGCCAAGGAUGUCUUCGCAACGGUGAAAAAGAUGAAGGUGAACCUGCUUGUGUUAGUGACUCACAACGUCAAAGACAUGGAUCACUCCUCGUGCAUCUCCGAGCCGGUCAGCUCGUGGUCGUCCAAGGCCUACAGGAACAACGAGAGACUCGCCCUAGAGCAAAUCUUCAAGUUCCUCGUGGCUGGUCUGCGUAAGAGGACGAAGAUCGAGGUUGCCCUCUCCUCCACUCUCGUGUUAGUGUCGUUCCAGAUGAAGAAGCCGGUGUCCAAGCCGGUCAAGUUCGGCCAGCCGUGUGUUCGAAACUACAGGAUGUCCAUGGAGAGGUACUGCGUGGACGCGCUGCCUAACGUGCGAAUCGACCACGACAGUCUGAGCGCAGUCGGCUUCCACGGAAACACGCUCUUUACCUUCGAGACGCCCAAGAGCAUCGAGAAGAAGAUGCGCCGGCUCGUCAUGCCCCUCGACGACGUGGUGUUCCACAGAGUGGGCUGGGCGUUCUUCGACCUCGCCUUCGAGAUAUAUGACGAGGGCUCCUGUCCCUCCAACGGGAGCGUAAAAAUGAACAAGUUCGCGCGGGUUGCCGUCGCCAAGCCCAUAUUGACGGAGAAUAGGGAGCGUACAUUCAAUAAAUGA